ACUCCCCAUCGUUUACAAGCCCCUCCCCUCCUUUGGCUCCCUAUCAGUGUCUAGUUUGGCAACACGGAUACGCAUGGAGCCUCCAUCACCCCCUGUCUCUUUUACGCACCGAGUCCGAUAAUGCGCGCAGGUACAGUGGCCGCAUCCGCCACAUUUCGAGCCGCCACGUUGAGCAAUUAAUCUCCUCUUAUGGACUAAUAUGAAACAGGUGGAUGCAGGAGUCUGACACAGCCAAGGCAGGAGGCAUUUUUUUCUUGUGCAUCGUUCUUGUUUCCCACCAUCGAGCGUCAGCAUGGAUGUCUUGGCGAACCACAGUAUCUUUCAGGAACUUCAGCUGGUCCACGACACCGGCUACUUCUCCGCCAUGCCGUCGCUGGAGGAAAACUGGCAGCAGACCUGCCUGGAACUGGAGCGCUAUCUGCAGACGGAGCCCAAGCGCCUGUCGGAGCUCUUCGACCAGGACCUGGACGGCCUCCUGACUCCGGCCUACCUGAAGGAGGACGGCGAGGAGGAGCUGGCGGACACCCUGCUGCCCGGCCUGCCCGCCCUGCCGGAGCCCCCGAGCCCGCCCCCAGUCGCCCCCUGCCCGACGCGGAAGCACUUCCCCUCCACGAAAAGAGACCUCAAGUUCAAGGGCCAGGCCCUGGAGAACGCGGAUGGGAUGGAAGGCGCCCACCAGGCCCAGCUGAGCGCCGUCACCUCCCUGACGCCCCCGUCGUCGCCAGAACUGGGGCGCCACCUGGUCAAAUCCAGCCAGACGCUGACGGCCUCGCCGGACGGCACGCUCACCCUGAAGCUGGUGGCCAGGAAGGUGGGGCUCGGCGCGGCGCGGCUGGUGGCGGCGGCGGCGGCGGCACACACACUCCCCGUCCGGAUGAACGACGAGGAGGAGGGGGCGGCGGUGGCGUGCGGCGUCGGGGCGGGGGGGGAGCUGCCGGAGAACAAGAAGAGGAUCCACCGCUGUCAGUUCAACGGGUGCAGGAAGGUGUACACCAAGAGCUCCCACCUAAAGGCCCACCAGAGGACGCACACAGGUGAGAAGCCGUACAAGUGCUCGUGGGAGGGCUGCGAGUGGCGAUUCGCCCGGAGCGACGAGCUGACGAGGCACUACCGCAAACACACCGGCGCCAAGCCUUUCAAGUGCAACCACUGUGACAGGUGUUUCUCGCGGUCGGAUCACUUGGCGCUGCACAUGAAGAGGCACAUCUGAGCGACGUCGGCGUGGGAGAAGGGGAUUGAGGCGGAGUGGAGGAAUGAGAGAGGGAGCAUCAUCUGCAGAGAAUUAACA
Messenger RNA from Pungitius pungitius (ninespine stickleback), 1288 nucleotides. It is a transcript of the gene klf7a, whose product is annotated as Kruppel like factor 7a. The record is from RefSeq and is a predicted model, not a curated record. Lineage: Eukaryota; Metazoa; Chordata; Actinopteri; Perciformes; Gasterosteidae. Gene Ontology annotation, biological process: regulation of transcription by RNA polymerase II. The coding region runs from base 293 to 1210 and encodes 305 amino acids. The transcript is spliced from 4 exons. Gene Ontology annotation, molecular function: DNA-binding transcription factor activity, RNA polymerase II-specific; RNA polymerase II cis-regulatory region sequence-specific DNA binding.